GUUAUUAAGACAACGGGUAUAGAACAUAAAGAAAUGCAACACGUCUUCGUUGGUCUGCUUGCUGUCUUAGUGGUUGCGCGAGCCAUUCUAGACUUUUCAUAUUACGCACAACUUCGAAUGCACACUGUUGAUUCCCUCGAUGGUCUGGAGAGCGCGCUUGCGGUGUUUCACACCAACAAGGACAUCCUUCAAGAGCUUGAAGUUCAUGAUCACUUUAAUAUUCCUAAACUCCAUCAAAUCUCACACUUCGUUAAGUCAAUCACUCCAUUUGGUUCCACUGAUGGUUUCAACACUGAGCUUCCCGAACGUUUACAUACCGAUUUUGCCAAAGACGCCUAUCGUGCCAGCAACAAACAUGACUACGAGGAGCAAAUGGCCUUAUGGCUUCAAUGGCAAGAAGCCAUAUUCCUGCGUAGUUCUUACCUUGAUUGGUUGUCAGAACGCUCUCAGUCAGCCACAGUGUCCAGUUACACAGAUCCCAACCGCAGAUAUGACUUGGAUUCAGACUCAGACGCCGAGAUUGAAGAGUUGCGCAGCACUGCCCCCACAAAUGCAAGUCCGUCACUUCCUAUUGAUGUGGUCCAUAUUCUCGCCAAAACUCCUGCACACCCUCGGCAGUCUGUUGAUCACCUCAUCACCGCACAUGGCACCACCAUGUUUCUCCCUGCCCUCAAAUCUUUCCUGCAUGAGCACAUACCAUGCAACAACAUCAUCCCCGGUCCACAUGACCAGUUUGAUGUUUAUCGACAAGUCGUCAUAGUUACUCCCCCUGAUCCACGCGCCAGUGACUCACCAAAGUGGUUGCGCAUUAGAGCGACACCUGAAGUGCAGCCUGGUCCUGGCCAGAAACAUGGGACCCCCGCUAGAUUUGAUAUGGCACUGAUAAGUGAUGGUGUUAGGACAUCGAAUUUGCGGACAUUCGAAGGUGUGCGAGUUGCGCAAGUUCGUGUUAUAUUCACCUUGCCUCAUCAGUUUCAAGUUGGGAGUGGCCCACUAGCUUACGUCAAGUGGUUCACGCCGCUUCGGGAGCCAGAUCCCUCCUGUGGCCUGCAUCAAGUGUCACGUUCGACUCAUCAGCUGCAACAGAAUGCAGCCGUGAUACAUCUAGAUAAAAUCGUUUGUCCGUGUCACCUUAUUCCAAAGUUGGGUCCGUCUGUUGACCCCAGGUGGAUGAGUGCGAACGUCUAUGAGAUGGCACAUGAUUUUUAUUUGAAUACUUUUAUUGACCUUGAGACUUUUUGUAUUUCUGCUCGUAGUGUCUAG
Suillus plorans is the source of this 1263-nucleotide messenger RNA. RefSeq lists its product as uncharacterized. The transcript has 3 exons. The record is from RefSeq and is a predicted model, not a curated record. NCBI's taxonomy places the organism in Eukaryota, Fungi, Basidiomycota, Agaricomycetes, Boletales, Suillaceae. The annotation marks the transcript as partial.